UUCACAACGAAGAAUCCCUUUAAUCCCACAAGAUCCAAACUUUAGUGCUUAAUCUCCCUUCCACUCUCUCCAUUCUUUUCCCAAAUCAUUCAAAGAUCCAAUCUUUCUCCGAAAAUGACGUCAACCACCACAACUUACGGCACCAUCACGUCCGCCCCAACCCUCAUUUCCUCACACGCCAAACACACGCGCCGCCCAUGGUCGGAACUCUUCUCCCUCUCCUCUUUCGCCCUCCCUAACUCCGCCGCCGAUGCCAAAGACCGUAUAAAGCUUAAUGUCUCCUACUUCCGGGUGAAUUACGUUAUUACAGCGCUAACGAUCCUCUUCUUGACUCUCCUUUGGCACCCCACUUCGAUGAUAGUUUUUCUGAUAACUUUCAUUUUCUGGUGGUUUUUGUACCUCUUUAAUGACAACCCAGUAGUUAUUUUCAACAGAACAGUGGAUGAUACUGUUGUAUUGGGGGCUUUGAGUUUCGCUACUCUGCUUUUAUUGGUUGUCACGCAUGUGGGUGUUAAUGUGCUAGUUGGGUUGAUUAUUGCUGUGGUUGUUAUUAGUGUUCAUGCUGCCUUUAGAGGAACUGAAGAUUUGGGUUCCCCUGGUGAAGAGGAGGAAAAUGGGUUGCUUUCUGUUGUUGGAAGUCAGCCUUUGAGGCCAACUUCUGGAUAUAAUAGGAUCUGAUUCCAUCUUUUUGGUGUCGAAUUGUUUCGAAAGUUGUUUUAUAGGUGUUGAUUCAAGUGGGGUUUAGCUUUAAGGUUGUGGAAAUUGGAGUGGAGGAUUUGGUUGUUUCAUUUUUGUUAAAUGAUCCUUUUAGUGGUUGGGCUUUUGGUUGAUGUCUGCCUUGUGGUUUAGGUGCUAUUAGUUUAAUCUUCGAGGUCGAUAGUGUUCGAGUUCUUACUUGUUCCAUGCAUGAAUUCAUCCUUGUGGUUUAGGUGUUUUUAGGUUUGGCAUUGGUGUGGAAGUUGGUGGUUUCUUGGGGUUUUGCUUUGAAUUGUGUCAUGGGGAUUGAAGGCUGUCUUUUGGUCCUGGUGUUUCUCAUUUCUCCUUUUAGUGGUUAGUAUUUGUGGCAUGAGUUGUUUCAUUCAUGAAAUGAUCCCUUUGAUCAUUCUUCAUUCGGAGUUUUCAGUUGACACUCGGGUUAGAAGUGGAUAUAACAACUUCUGUACUUUUGAUUGAAGCUUGAAAGAGGUGAGAUCUUGCGGCUUAAUAGUUUGUAUAUCCUGGAAAUAUAGGUGAAGGUGUGGCUGCCUGCUUGUUUGAUGGUAAUGUUGGUUGUGUCUUCUGGCCAAUUAACAUGACUGUUAAAUGAAAUCUCGUCGGUCGGUGUGGAUAGGGAUGAUGAUGAUGAUGAAGCUGUUGCAAUUGCUGAC
Hibiscus syriacus is the source of this 1367-nucleotide messenger RNA. Its product is annotated as PRA1 family protein E-like. The record is from RefSeq and is a predicted model, not a curated record. Gene Ontology annotation, biological process: vesicle-mediated transport. The transcript has a single exon. NCBI's taxonomy places the organism in Eukaryota, Viridiplantae, Streptophyta, Magnoliopsida, Malvales, Malvaceae. Gene Ontology annotation, cellular component: Golgi apparatus; endoplasmic reticulum. Bases 115 to 678 code for a protein of 187 amino acids.